Molecule: messenger RNA, 2909 nt
Organism: Achroia grisella
Lineage: Eukaryota; Metazoa; Arthropoda; Insecta; Lepidoptera; Pyralidae
Gene: heph
Product: polypyrimidine tract-binding protein 1
Exons: 15
Coding region: 782-2437 (551 amino acids)
Biological process (GO): regulation of RNA splicing; mRNA processing
Cellular component (GO): nucleus
Molecular function (GO): mRNA binding
Source: RefSeq, a predicted model, not a curated record
UCAGCGAGUGUCGGACGCUCGGCUUUGCAGUCGACGACCUUAGUAUUCUUCGUUUAUUUUCUUUUCUAUUCGUUUAAUUUGUCGCUCGGACCUCACGGCGCUAUAAACAUGAAAUGUGUCGUCGUCAGUGAGUGAGUUCCGGGUGUUGCUGUGUUUACAAAAAAAUUAUUUUGACAGUUCACGUGCGGAAUCAUAUUAUUACCGGUUCCGGAGUUUUCAAGUGUUUAUUAUACAUACACGGCCUUCAUUUGCCUCAGAUAGAGUCGGCAGAUCAUCAAAAAGGUGAGCUAGUGUGGUUUUCACAGUGGUAAUAACAAGGAAUUCUCGUGAGAACAAGUUGAAAAGUUCAUACCGUGAUCGGUGUAUUGUGGCCGUUGUCGGAAAAGUUGCGCCGGAUUUCUUCUAAUAGGAUUUAUAUUGGAAACUUGUGUUUAGUGAGUGUGCCGGUAGUGUGAAGUUGGUGGUGCUUACAACUUAAAACAUAACCUUAUUCAAACGGGGCGCGUGUUGCACGGGCAUGCGCAGUGCGGGUCAUCGGAAUUAUUAAUAAGUUGCUUAUAAUUUUAUAAACAAACAUUCAACCGUGUGGUUACCAGUUACCUGGUGUCGUGGUGCGUUGUUAAUAAGAAUCGCACGAGUGCCCUCGGAGAGCAACGUCGUCCGUUCUGUCGGUUCGUCACAAACUUUUGUGGAUUUUUAAAUCAAGGAUAACGUUCACCUGUGGGAUUUCGGUGUAUUAGCUGCGCGCGCACCGGAUUUCUUUACAAAGGUUGGCGCAACUAUGAUGUCCUGCCCCCUACCACUGCCGCUGUUGCCGGCACUACAUCCGCAACCUGCCUUGGCCUCGGACUUUCCUAUUCACAUUGGAAUUAAGAGAGGCUCCGACGAGCUUCUUUCGCAGAGUGGCGUCACCGUCAUGGCGCCCGCCGCUCCGCAUCACGCCGACAACAAUAACCAGGACUCAGCUGCGAAGAAGGUGAAACUGGAACAGAAUGUGGGCAAGCCAUCCCGAGUCAUCCACAUACGGAACAUACCCAACGAGACGACAGAAGCCGAAAUCAUUCAACUCGGCUUGCCGUUCGGAAGGGUCACUAAUGUACUCGUGCUCAAAGGCAAAAAUCAGGCAUUCCUCGAGAUGGCGGAGGAGAUAUCAGCGGUGGCCAUGGUGGCAUACUUCGGAGGGUGCGUGGCACAAUUGCGCGGGCGCGCGGUCUACGUACAAUUCUCUAACCACAAGGAGCUCAAAACAGACCAGACACACAGCAACGCCGUGAGUGCCUUGCCUCAUUCAAUUUCGGCGUCGGCGCAAGCGGCGUUACAAGCUGCACAGGCAAUAUCAAACAGCGCGGGUGCUGCGCUCGUAGCCGGCGCCGGCGCGGCUCUGCAACCGGCGAACGGUGGCACAGAAAUACAGGGUGGUCCUAACACGGUACUGCGAGUGAUCAUAGAGCACAUGCUGUAUCCGAUUGUUCUCGACGUGCUUUACUCUAUCUUUCAGCGAUAUGGAAAGGUGCUCAAGAUUGUGACAUUUACAAAAAAUAAUUCAUUCCAAGCCCUAAUCCAGUAUCCGGACACUCUAUCAGCGCAAACUGCAAAAACGGCUUUGGAUGGCCAAAACAUUUACAACGGUUGCUGCACACUCCGUAUCGACUACUCGAAAAUGACCUGCCUUAAUGUGAAAUACAACAAUGACAAGUCUCGGGAUUACACUAACCCUACGCUGCCAUCGGGUGACAGCGACGCCCAUCAACUGUUGACCAGUGAGUUGAUGCCACUGCGGGCACGCCUCGCCUUGGCCCUCGCAUCCAGGAUGAGUGGAGGUGUGCUAGCACCUCAGUUUUUAGGACUUGGUUCAGGACUGGCUUCACCAUACGGUGUCGGCGUUGGCGGAGUAGGGUUACCUGCAUUUGGUGCACUGACCCUGACACCGGCGUCCCCUGCCCUGCGAGCCCUCGCUGCACCUCCGCUACCCCUCGCUACUGUACUCCUUGUAUCCAAUCUAAAUGAAGAGAUGGUCACGCCUGACGCUCUCUUUACCCUUUUCGGCGUGUAUGGCGAUGUGCAACGGGUGAAGAUCCUCUACAAUAAGAAGGAUUCAGCAUUGAUUCAGAUGGCGGAACCUCACCAGGCUCAUCUCGCUAUGACGCACAUGGACAAGUUACGUGUGUUUGGCAAGGCGAUGCGUGUUAUGCUCAGCAAGCACCAGACUGUGCAGUUGCCUAAAGAGGGCCAGCCGGACGCAGGACUCACCAGGGAUUAUUCUCAGAGCCCACUGCAUAGAUUCAAGAAGCCUGGCAGCAAAAACUACCAGAACAUUUACCCUCCAAGCGCCACAUUACAUCUAUCGAACAUUCCAGCAACCGUGUCGGAGGAUGAUAUCAAGGAUGCCUUUACCAAACGGGGAUUCACAAUUAAGGCAUUCAAAUUUUUCCCGUGAGUUCUUUUUACAAAUAUUUAUUUCAUAUGUUUUCUAUUGUUGACCAAUUUUAUUGUUAAGAAAAAUAGCAACAAAACACUUUAAUUUAUAAUCAAUUCAACGUGACAGGAGCAGGCUUGCCACUGUCUCUAGGAUCUUUUUUAGUUUUGUUAUAGAUAAGAAUACAUCCAUAACAAAACUAAAAAAGAAACUAAUUUUUUGGUGUCGACCAGGGUUCAAUUGGCGAACUUUGAGUGUUUUAAUUAAAUCGGGGUAGUACAACCACUAUACCACGAUGCUCAGCUUAAAUCUUUCCAUUAUUUAUUUCAUAAUAUAACAAGUAUAUUUAAAACAUAUAGGAAAUAUGUAUAUCUCAAUUAGAAUUAGAAACUACGUCCUACCUAAUGCUAGCUUCUAGCAUUUUGACAUUUGUUACUUACUUGUACUAAAUAGUGAUAAGAGCAGACCAGUCCCUACAAGCAGCACUCGUUCA